Messenger RNA from Dendrobium catenatum, 1693 nucleotides. RefSeq names its product eukaryotic initiation factor 4A-8. Gene Ontology annotation, cellular component: cytoplasmic stress granule. The transcript has 5 exons. The record is from RefSeq and is a predicted model, not a curated record. NCBI's taxonomy places the organism in Eukaryota, Viridiplantae, Streptophyta, Magnoliopsida, Asparagales, Orchidaceae. The coding region runs from base 146 to 1387 and encodes 413 amino acids. Gene Ontology annotation, biological process: cytoplasmic translational initiation. Gene Ontology annotation, molecular function: translation initiation factor activity; RNA helicase activity; ATP binding.
AAUAGCCUUUAUUGCUUACAGUUUCAUCGAUUCGGCGCUUCGCCCUAACAAUAAAUUGCGCGGCUGUUCAGAGUGCAACCCGUUCCGGCGGCAGCAGAUAGCGGCGGUAGAUUUUCUCUCCCUUUCUCACUUCUCACUAGCGAAAAUGGCGGGACUUGCAGCAGAAGGGUCUCAGUUUGAUGCUCAACAAUAUGACACAAAACUGAAUGAGCUGCUUACGGCUGAUGGAGAGGACUUCUUUACAUCUUAUGAUGAGGUAUAUGAAAGCUUUGAUUCUAUGGGCCUUCAGGAAAAUCUUCUGAGAGGCAUUUAUGCUUAUGGGUUUGAGAAACCUUCUGCCAUUCAGCAAAGGGGAAUUGUUCCUUUCUGCAAGGGUUUAGAUGUUAUUCAACAGGCACAAUCUGGUACCGGAAAAACAGCAACAUUUUGUUCUGGAAUUCUGCAGCAGCUUGAUUAUGGUUUGGUUGAAUGUCAGGCCUUGGUUCUCGCUCCUACAAGAGAACUGGCCCAACAAAUAGAAAAAGUUAUGAGAGCACUUGGUGAUUACCUUAGUGUGAAAGUUCAUGCUUGUGUGGGAGGUACCAGUGUUAGGGAGGAUCAGCGCAUACUUUCAAGUGGAGUUCAUGUUGUUGUUGGUACACCUGGUCGUGUGUUUGACAUGUUAAGAAGGCAGUCUCUUCGCCCUGACUACAUCAAAAUGUUUGUUUUAGACGAAGCAGAUGAAAUGCUGUCUCGCGGCUUCAAGGAUCAGAUAUACGAUAUAUUUCAACUUCUUCCAUCCAAGAUUCAAGUUGGAGUUUUUUCUGCUACAAUGCCGCCUGAGGCUCUUGAAAUCACCCGCAAGUUCAUGCACAAACCUGUGAGGAUCCUUGUUAAGAGAGAUGAGCUCACCCUUGAGGGUAUCAAGCAAUUCUAUGUAAAUGUUGAUAAGGAAGAAUGGAAGCUUGAUACCCUCUGCGACCUAUAUGAGACCUUGGCCAUCACUCAGAGCGUCAUCUUCGUAAACACUCGUCGCAAGGUGGAUUGGUUGACUGACAAAAUGAGGGCCAGAGAUCACACAGUAUCUGCCACUCAUGGGGACAUGGAUCAGAACACACGAGACAUUAUCAUGCGUGAAUUCCGGUCUGGGUCUUCUCGUGUCCUUAUUACGACCGAUCUCCUUGCCCGUGGCAUAGAUGUGCAGCAGGUCUCUCUAGUCAUAAACUAUGAUCUGCCAACCCAGCCAGAGAACUAUCUCCAUCGCAUCGGACGAAGUGGGCGGUUUGGGAGGAAGGGUGUUGCAAUUAACUUCAUCACCAGCGACGACACUCGAAUGCUUUUCGAUAUCCAGAGGUUCUACAAUGUGUUGAUCGAAGAGUUGCCGUCGAAUGUCGCCGACCUGCUCUGAUGAGUUUUUGUUAUUUCAUCCUGUUCUUGCUUAUUCGAAGUCACCGUCCCUUAGUUUUUUUGCAUGUCUGUGGAUCUCAUCAAAACCUGUGGCUAUUUAUGUAAGUGAAGUUUGCAUUUAUUUCUAACUGAUGAUCUCAAAAGUAGACUACUGUGAGUAUAUUUGCAGAUUUUUUGCAGAUUUUUGUUGCUGCUCAUUGGUAUAGUUGUUGUCCCUUGGUAACCUCAUAGAUCUGUACCAGUCCUCGCUAGUUGUUUUAUGUAUUCAGGUUGAUAAACUCUGCUUCUUUUAUGCUCACUUUCAUCA